AUGUUCCAACCAUGGAUACCAGCGUUGCGACCGCAGCAGCCCCACGUUUACCAUCCCUACGUCGAUCGGCGCUCCAGUGAUGAGUAUGAAGCAAAUCAAAUGACGACGGUAACAGGGGAAGAUGAAAAGUCAGCUUUGGGUCAGACAGAAGCAAUAUUGGUGGUGACGGAGAUGGAAUCGAAGGAAGAAGGAGGGACGGGUGAAGCAGAAAAUCAGCGCAAUGAGCGGGAGCGACGGCGGGUGCAACAGGUCAACGCAGCCUUCGCUCUACUAAGACAACAUCUACCUAUUCAAUCUGGCACUUAUGAGACUGCUGACUGGACGCGUCGGGUGACGACGCGAAAACGACGUAGUCAACGCACCUCUAAGGUGAAGAUAUUACGCGCUGCUAUUCGCUAUAUCAACGAACUGGCCGAAAUUUUAAAGGCACCAGAGGUGGUGGAAAGCGAACUGUUUGUAUGGUAA
Messenger RNA from Hydatigera taeniaeformis, 465 nucleotides. Lineage: Eukaryota; Metazoa; Platyhelminthes; Cestoda; Cyclophyllidea; Taeniidae. The record is from the annotation of a GenBank genome assembly.